UUUCCUAGUCUGUGGAAAAGAGCGAGCGAAGCAGAGUAGUUUCCGUUAUCCAUUAUCUCUCUUUCUCCUUCCAAGGUCGUCUUCUCAAUUAUCCUCGCAAAUUAGGGUUUUUCGCGAACUUCUUCCCUUCAUUUCGAUUUCAACUCUUCAAUCAUGGUUACUGAUUCGAUUACCAAUGCUUCAGUUUCUUUGGCUCCGAACGCUGGGGAUUUGCCCUUGCCCAAGAAGAAGAGGGUUAGGUAUUCCAAAUUGAAGCAGUCCAAGCUUGAUGUUCGUCGGGAACAAUGGCUUUCUCGAGGUGCUGUAAAGAACAAAAAAUGGAACGAAGACAAUCGUCUUGACUCAGUGGUCGUUAAAACGAGGAAAGAUGAUGAUCUUUCCUCUAAUAAAAUAAAUUCGAGGGAAAUAGGAGAACAGAACAACAGAUCGGUCCACCACCACAGCGAUUUUUCAGAGUCGCCGUCUAAUAGUCCCCCUAGUCUUGGGAGUAGUAUCCUGUGUGGUAAUGAUUCGGUUCCUCACUUUACUGGGAGUAGCAGUAGUAGUAGUUGCCGAAGCAGCUCUAGUGGUUGUCAGUCGGGGAGUCUAACGGAGGAGGAUGAAGGAGAUGAUGACUGCUUGGAUGAUUGGGAGGCUAUUGCCGAUGCCCUAGCCGCCACUGACAAGCAGCAUGAUCAAUGUUCAGAGUCUUCCCCUAGCGGUAAUAUUGUUUCUCAAUUGGAUUCUUGCGGAGACAGCAGAAAUGAGUUGGGCGUAGGAGAUGGUGACUCGAGUAUUGAACUCGGGAAAAUUGUGCAGAGGGCUUCGAUGAAUUGCCGAGCAUGGAGGCCUGAUGAUGCCUUUCGUCCUCAGAGUCUGCCUACGUUAUCAAAGCAGCUUAGUUUACCGAAUACAGACCGGCAUUUUGGAUAUGGAGGCAUCUCUUGGGCCUGUGGUGGUGUUAUGCCUGUGCCUACAUCUUGUCCAAUUUGCUUUGAAGACUUAGACUUUACAGACUCGAGUUUCUUACCUUGUUUCUGUGGAUUUCGGCUUUGCCUUUUCUGUCAUAAAAGGAUUCUUGAAGAGGAUGGGCGCUGUCCUGGUUGCAGGAAGCCAUAUGAUCGUGACCAUGGUGACAAUGAAACAAAUGUAGAUGGUGGUAGCCCAAUGUUCCUGUUGGCACGUUCUUAUAGCAUGAUUUCAAGGUCUUAGCUAGUGUCCAGUUUCUCCAGCACCAGCAGUUGAAUGUCUGAGAUCAGUCAAAGGUAAAAGCUUAACUUGUUUUGCUUUAGAGUUUAGACAUGUUGGUUUACUAUUGUUUUAAUGACUGUUUUAGGAUCUGAGGAGUGAACACUGAACGUGGAUUGUUAUAGAAGAAUCUUUGGUUUGAUGCACUUUAACAUAUCUUCAUUGGGUUAUAGUUCACUUUUUUUUUUUCUUCAUAAACUACUCUUAGCGCUGAUGUUUAAUGAUUGGGACCCUUAAUUGUAACUUUUUGGUUCUAACCUGUUCUAUUUUGACAGCGUUCUUUUUUAUGUAUGUUGAUUCUUCUUAAUAAGAGUGGGUUCCCUUUUUUCAUUCAUUUCAAAAUGAAAAAAGAACAUUUCUUCAAAAAUUUAUGUCUAAGAAAUUAUUAGCUAAACUUGAAAGACAGUGAUGCAGAUGACAGUUUGAAUUAGAUGGAUUGAAAUGCCACUUUGAAGCUUCUUGAUGAAUGACCCAUUUUAUUUCCCUAAUACUAAGUUUAUGGUUGUGUUUUACUGAAUAUAAAGGGUCUUAGCGUCCGUUCUAUACUGGCAGUGGCGGGACAUAGUUGCUGGAAGGUAGAUUCUGUAAUUGGUUGAUUUUUCCACAGAAAUAAAUUUCACCAUGUAAGCUUGUAUAUCAUGUAUUCAUUAGGGCAUUGGGUAGAUCUGCCUUUGAUUGAGGUCCCAUUAUCUGUUUAGCUUACGAUGGAUUGAAUAAUGUGAUUGCUGAAUAACUGCAGCUAUGGGCUUUUCUAAUUCUUUUGAACGAGAACAAGGGUGCUGAUCUCAAC
Messenger RNA from Cucurbita pepo subsp. pepo (vegetable marrow), 2017 nucleotides. RefSeq lists its product as uncharacterized. The record is from RefSeq and is a predicted model, not a curated record. NCBI's taxonomy places the organism in Eukaryota, Viridiplantae, Streptophyta, Magnoliopsida, Cucurbitales, Cucurbitaceae. Gene Ontology annotation, molecular function: ubiquitin-protein transferase activity. Gene Ontology annotation, biological process: protein ubiquitination. Gene Ontology annotation, cellular component: CCR4-NOT complex.